This is a messenger RNA of Anopheles marshallii, 1449 nucleotides long. RefSeq names its product carboxypeptidase Q-like. Gene Ontology annotation, biological process: proteolysis; peptide catabolic process. The transcript is spliced from 3 exons. Gene Ontology annotation, molecular function: metallodipeptidase activity. Lineage: Eukaryota; Metazoa; Arthropoda; Insecta; Diptera; Culicidae. Bases 1 to 1449 code for a protein of 482 amino acids. The record is from RefSeq and is a predicted model, not a curated record.
AUGUUUUGGGUAAAGGUGGCAUUCACCAGCGCGCUUUGCGCCAUUCUGUUUACCGCAAAUGGGUUCGUUACGGCCGACCAAGGCGAUUGCGAGCUUCCUUCCGGACUACGUGAGGAAAUAGCUCAGUAUCAGCCGGUAGUGGACUCGAUUUUCCAACACAUCGUGUCGGGUGAGUAUGCGGGCAAAACCUGGCAGAGUUUGCUGGAGUUCACGGAUCGAUUUGGACCACGGCUUACCGGAACGAAACAGCUGGAGGAUGCGAUCGAUUAUGCAGUCCAGGAGAUGAUCGCAGAAGGACUCGAUAAUGUGCACACAGAGGAAGCUGUUGUGUCGCACUGGCAGCGCGGAAGAGAAUGGGCGGAACUGGUUGAUCCUUUUAAGAAGAAUUUGCCCAUGCUGGGACUAGGAAAAUCCGUCGGUACUCCUCCAGAAGGCAUUACAGGAGAGGUGAUUGCAGUGGAAUCAUUCGAAGAAUUUGAACAAUUUACUGUAGAGCAAGUGAAGGGAAAGAUUGUGGUUUUUGCUCCAGCGUGGGUUAGCUAUGGAGUGACGGGCCGUUAUCGAUACGAAUCAGCAUCAUUGGCAUCGAGAAAAGGUGCUGCCGCUGUUCUGAUACGGUCAAUGACGCCUUUCUCUAUUGGAACGCCCCACACUGGUACUACCCAAUACGAUGCGGAUGUACACCGUAUACCCGCCGCCGCAAUCACAGUUGAAGAUGCAAUGCUAUUGCUGCGAAAGUUCCGACGUGGGGACAAGAUGGUAAUCCAUCUUAAAAUGGACGCGUUCAAUCUGGAUCCAGCGAUAUCUCGAAAUGCAAUCGGUGAGCUGGAGGGGCAUACUUUUAAAAACACCUCCGUAGUGGUGGUUUCCGGUCACAUGGACAGCUGGGAUGUGGGAACUGGAGCUUCGGACGACGCUGGAGGUGUCUUUAUUUCAUGGAAAGCUAUAUCAUUCCUGAAGGCAAUGGGAUUGCGAGCACGUCGUACAAUUCGAGCCAUUUAUUGGACGGCUGAAGAGGUGGGCGUCGAAGGUGCUGAUGCCUACGAGAGGCAGCAUGCCGAGGACGAAAAGAAGGAAUUUAAUGUGUUUUUUGAGUCCGAUUCGGGCACGUUUGAACCUACUGGACUCGACUUUUCCGGAAACCACGCUGCACAGUGCAUUUUUGCAGAAGUAGCAAAAUUGAUGCCUGGGUUUGACGAAUUCACAUAUACAGAAGGAGUCGUAGGAUCAGACAUUGGCAAUUGGGUUGGAAGAAGGUUUCCAGGCGUAUCAUUGCGCAAUAAAAAUGAGAAUUACUUUUGGUAUCAUCAUUCUGAUGGCGAUACAAUGCAGUUGGAGGAUCCGGUUGCGUUAGACAGAAGUACCGCGCUAUGGGCCGCAACUGCCUAUGUGAUCGCCGACUUAAGCAUUGAUAUUCCGAAAGAACCUCUGAAUUACAAUUAUAGUUGA